Podarcis raffonei (Aeolian wall lizard) is the source of this 4981-nucleotide messenger RNA. RefSeq lists its product as uncharacterized. The record is from RefSeq and is a predicted model, not a curated record. Gene Ontology annotation, molecular function: RNA-DNA hybrid ribonuclease activity; zinc ion binding; aspartic-type endopeptidase activity. Lineage: Eukaryota; Metazoa; Chordata; Lepidosauria; Squamata; Lacertidae. Gene Ontology annotation, biological process: virion assembly; DNA integration; proteolysis. The annotation marks the transcript as partial. The transcript is spliced from 2 exons.
AAAAAAAAAAAUGGGGUCUGGGGCAAGCCAAUGUAGUCCUCUGGAAUGUUUUUUAAACAACUGGAAAGCAGCCACAAAGCAUGAUGAUUGGGGAAUCAAAUUGAGAAGACAGAGGAUGAGGACAUUGUGUGAAGUUGAUUGGCCCCAACAAACUAAUUGGCCAUCGGAGGGCAGUCUUAAUUUGCAACUAAUCAGCCCACUAUAUCAAAAUAUCUUGAAUGUCCACCCAGACCAGAUCCCUUAUAUUUCUACUUGGAAAACCAAUGUAGAAAAGAACCCACCGUGGUUGAAAGCCUGCCGAGGCGACGCCCCACAAAGUACAGUUUGUGCAGUUCGACCGGCAGGGAAGUUAGAAAGGCCCCCAGUGAUACCAGACCCAGAAGAUGAGGAGGGAGGAAUUAUUAAACCACCUCCACCCUAUGCUCCACCAACUGCCCCUCAGGCAAUUCCACCAGGCCCAGGUCCCCAGGCACUGGGAGGAGCUGGCCCCCAGCCCAAACCCAAGACUGAUGAGUCAGAAGGAGAAGAGGAUGAUGAGGAUGAAGAGUUUGUAGAAAGAUUAGUCAAGCUGACAAAUAAUAACAAGACAUGGACAGAGGAGCAGGCAGAACGUUUAAGGAAGUAUGUGGAACCUUAUGCAAAAGAAGUGGAUGUCAGCCACUAUUUGUUAAAGGCAGCGGAAUGUACAGGGCAACAUAAAAGGAAGUGGCAGAGAGAGUGGGGAAGGGCGGCGAAAAGAGUGACCCUCCAUAGGGCACAUAAAGCACAGAAAAAGGGCGCGGCCAGAGUGAUGCCUCUGCGUAGAGUGUAUGACCCUCCGGCCCCUGCGGGACCUAACGGGGUGGUGCCCAAUAGAACUUAUACAGUUCAACAUGUCCCCUUCUCUAGUGCAGAUGUUUGUAAUUGGAGGAACCAAAACCCUUCAUUUGAGGAAAACCCAGCAAAAAUAAUAAAGCUGUUUGAGGGAAUUUUCAAAACCUACAAUCCGACUUUUGAUGAUGUGCAAUAUUUGAUGGAUGCCCUGCUAACUACAGAAGAGGCUAGGCGAAUUCAUGCUGAAGCCCGAGCACACAUGAGAGCGCAGGGGGCAGGAGAUCAAGCUGUUGCAACAGGAUAUCCUGAAAAUACACCGAAUUGGGAUUAUCAGACCACUGAGGGGCAAAACGCCCUCACCACUUAUCGCCAGAAUGUCUUAAAUGGCAUGAGAAGGGCAGCCAGGAAGCCUACUAAUUUUGCCAAGAUCAGGGAGAUAAUGCAAGGGAGUGAGGAGCCCCCAGGCGCCUAUCUGGAAAGACUGAAGGAAGCCUACCGCCAGUAUACCCCUGUGGACCCAGAUGAGGCUGUCAAUGCCCCUAUCAUAAAAACUGCCUUUGUAGCUCAGGCAGCACCCGAUGUCCGCCGAAAAAUCCAGAAACACGAGGCUUUCAUGGGCCACACCCUUGAGUGGAUGCUAGAAUUGGCUCAAACCACUUAUAAUCAGAGGGAGGAAGAGGCACAAAAGAAGAAAGAGAAAUAUCAAGCAAAAAAGUUGAUGGCAUUACAGGCUACCACACCCACCCCUCAUAAAAGAGGAAGCACCCAGGGAGGAGGACAAGGCCGUCUGGGGAGGAACCAGUGCGCCAUCUGCUGGCAGGAAGGGCACUGGAAAAGAGAAUGCCCACAGGCUCACUUAGAUGGAAGAGGACGAGGAGAACGAGUCCCAGGGCCAAACCCCGUGGGAUCUGGACAGGAACUGAGACCCUGGACAUUGGCGAAUGACAGACCGGGCCCAGCUGAUUUAGGUUCCCGUGAGCCCAUGGUCAAAAUACAAACAGGGAGCCGAACCAUCCCCUUCAUGGUUGACACCGGAGCCGCCCACUCUGUUUUGCCAGUACCAGUAUCCAAGCCCACCAAGCAAACAAUUAAUAUAAUAGGAGCUACAGGCAAAUCACAAAGAGCCCCAUUCCUGCAAUCUGUUGCUUGUAGCUUGGGCGGUCAAGUGGUCCAACACAAGUUUUUGUAUAUACCGGAGUGUCCCAUCCCAUUAUUGGGCCGAGACCUGCUAUCAAAAUUACAAGCCCAGAUUUCUUUCCAACCAACGGGAGAAGUAACAAUGACCACAGGGCCAGCAGGGGAAUUCUCCUUAGAGGUACCCUUAAGGGAACAUUGGCGCUUAAUGAUGGUAAAAGAAGAGGAGGGGAUUAUUUCAGAGGACCUCCUGCAAGAAGUUACCCCUGAUGUGUGGGCAGAAAGCAACCCGCCCGGAAUGGCAAAGAACAUCCCACCUAUAAUAGUCAAGCCCAAGCCAUUCGCCAACCCUGUGGCUGUGAACCAAUAUCCUAUCCCCCGAAGAGCUGCGGAGGGAGUAUGGGUACAUUUGGAACGGUUACUUCGCCAUGGCAUCCUGAGACAGUGUCAAUCUCAGUGGAACACCCCACUCUUGCCGGUGAAGAAGGAAGAUGGCACGUACCGUCCAGUCCAAGACCUUCGAUUGGUCAACCAGGCCGUGGAAACCCUCCACCCCAAUGUGCCCAAUCCUUACACGCUGCUGAGUCUAAUACCUCCUACUGCAUGUUGUUUCACAGUAUUGGACUUGAAGGAUGCAUUUUUCUGCUGCCGCCUGGCAGAGGAAAGUCAGCCCCUGUUUGCAUUUCAAUGGACAGAUCCAGGAACAGGCACCAGGGUGCAAUACACGUGGACAAGGCUUCCACAAGGCUUCAAGAAUUCUCCAACCCUUUUUGGGGUAGCAUUGGCAUCGGACUUGUCUAGCUUCCCCACCAGCCCACGCAGAGUCUUGUUGCAGUACGUGGAUGAUCUUCUUUUGGCUUGUUCAGACAAAGACACGUGUAUGGAAGCCACCAAGGACUUGCUGAACCAUCUGGGUGAAGCGGGAUACCGAGUAUCUAAGAAAAAAGCCCAAAUAUGCCAACCUACCGUGAAAUAUCUUGGAUUUGAUAUAUCUUAUCAGCAACGGACCCUAAGGGAAGAGAGGAAGCAAGCCAUUACCCAGAUUCCAAAACCAAAAAAUCGCAGAGAACUUCGUGGCUUUCUGGGAUCGGCAGGAUUCUGUAGAAUAUGGAUACCAGACUACAGCACAAUUGCCAAGCCUCUGCACGAAUCAACCAGAGGGACGGAAAAGGACCCCUUUGUGUGGGGAGAAGAGCAGCAACAGGCCUUCCAGGAUUUGAAAAGGGCAUUGCAACAAGCACCAGCGCUGGGUAUCCCAAAUCCAGAAAAGCCUUUCUCCCUGUUUGUGGAUGAAGACCAGGGAACAGCAAAGGGAGUGCUAUGCCAAAAACUGGGAAGCUGGCAACAGCCUGUGGCAUACCUAUCUGAGCGCCUGACACCUACAGAACAAGGUUUACCGCCAUGUAUGAGAGCAGUUGUGGCAGUAGCUACCCUACUGAAUAAGGCAGACAAAUUUACUUUUGGCCAAGACACUGUUUGUGUGACCCCGCAUGCAGUCCCAGCUCUGCUCGACAUGAAGGGUACCUAUUUCCUCUCCCAAGCAAGGAUGAGAAAGUGCCAGAUGCUGUUGUUGCACCCGCGUUUGAAGUUCCAGGUUACUACCGCCCUCAACCCAGCUACCCUGUUACCGGUAGGAGAAGGUGAGGAGCAGACGCACGAUUGCAUUGAAGUGAUGGAUGAAGUAUAUUCCAGCAGACCUGACCUAAAAGAUGAGGCAAACCCCCACUGGCCUUCAUGGUUUGUAGAUGGAAGCAGCUUUGUUGAGACUGGACAGCGGAAAGCAGGCUAUGCAGUGGUAGCCCUGGAAGACCAGGUGAUCGAAGCAAAAUCACUCCCGCCUGGAACAUCGGCCCAGCUGGCAGAGCUAACUGCGCUUACCAGAGCCCUGAACCUGGCAAAGGGACAGGAGAUAAACAUUUAUACAGAUUCUAAGUAUGCAUUCCUGACUUUACAUGCCCAUGGAGCCUUAUGGAAAGAAAGAGGUUUGCUUACCUCCAGAGGAAACCAGGUGGCCCACCCACAAGCUCUAUUGAACCUUCUGGAUGCUGUAUGGGAGCCCGAGGCAGUGGCAGUUAUCCAUUGCUAUGGCCACAAGACUGGACCAGGGGAAGUGGCCAGAGGAAACCGAUUGGCAGACAGAGUAGCCAAGGAAGCAGCCCAAGAACUGGCCCCCGCCUCGGUUAUUGGAGCACUGGUCCCAGAAGAGAUUUUAAGCACCGCUGACAAGCCAGCUUACACAAAGCAGGAAAAGGACACUGCAGACGCCCAGGAACUGACAUUGUCCAAAGAAGGAUGGUACCUUACCCAUGAUGACAGGAUAUGGAUUCCAGAGUCUCUUUCUCGGCAGAUAAUUCAGAGAUAUCAUGGUUCAACCCACAUAGGACCCGAUGCUACAACCAAGCAGCUGGGGAAGUGCUUCUAUAUAGCCCACCUCUACCAACUGGCAGCCCAGAUCUCCAGGAAAUGCCUGCUAUGCCAAAAGAAUAAUCCCAGAGCCGGACCACUGGCUCCCCCAGGGAGUCAGCAUAGUGGAACUGCACCUAUGGAAGAUCUUGUCGUGGACUUUACUGAAUUACCCCGUUGUGGACUACACCGCUACCUGCUGGUGGCAGUGUGCACCUACACCGGAUGGGUCGAAGCAUGGCCAACAAAGACUGAAAAGGCAUUUGAAGUAACCAGGUGCCUGCUUAGGGAAAUCAUCCCUCGCUAUGGAUUGCCAAGGUCCAUAGGAUCUGAUAAUGGACCAGCAUUUGUUCACGCAGUCCUACAGGGACUGGUAAAGGCGCUCCAGAUCAACUGGAAGCUGCAUACUGCUUAUAGACCCCAGAGUUCUGGAAAGGUAGAGAGAAUGAACAGAACUCUAAAGAAUCAGCUGUCCAAGCUGACGCAGGAGACCGGGUCUAAUUGGGUGGCCAUGUUGCCCUUGGCAUUGCUCAGGGUCCGCAGCCUCCCGUCAAAGCGGACCCAUUUGUCACCAUUUGAGGUUUUGUUUGGGAGACCAGUCCCCUAUGUUAGAACACCAGAUCCAGAGAAC